UUUUAAGCAAAAUGGUCAUUAUUCUAUGAAAGCUUAAAGCUCUGACUAAGAUUUUAUAAUGGAAAUAAGUCCUGCGUUUUCAUAUUUUAUUAUAAAACUGAAACCAGUUAACUCAACCUUUUGGCCUCUUAAUGACUAUGGAGAGAUACUGUUCAUGCAGAUGGACCUUGCUCUCCUCUGCAUGCUCUCGGCAUCUGUAAAGGGGUUUUAAGCAGCUGUGGAGCCAGAUCAGUCUGCUUCAGCUUCCUUAGGUAGAACAUCCUCUGCUGGGCACUUCUUAUCAAGACAGCUGUAUUUAGUGACCAUGUCAUAUCCUUGGUGAUGUAUGUGCCAAAUAAUCUGACUGAGCCUUCUCUCUCUCCCUCCUCACUGCUGAUGUAAAGAGGGUGGCCUGAAGCUCUCCUGGUCCUCCUGAAGUCUAUGAUGACUGGUAGUGUUGAGGACCAGGUCAUUGUCUGCAUACCACUUCGCCAGAUUUUGGACUUCCUGCCUGUAGCAGGUCUAAUUAUUGUUAGUAAUGACCACUACCAAUGUGGUGUCAUCUGCAAAUGUAAUUACAGUGCUGAAGGACUGGUUGGUAUGGUACUGGGUGAUUGUGUUUACAUGUUGGAUACUGUUUAUUACAGGGCAAUGAUGUAUAUUACUAACUGUGGUUUUCCCCCUUAUCAUUGACUCCUCUAUACUUAUGUAAACUGGUCAUCCAUACCUGCUUGUGGCCACAGUAGAAUGUGUUCGUAUGUUAAGCCAUUCUACCUACUUAUUAAUCUUUUUCAUAUCAAAACAAGGUAACCACAAUCUUCAGUUGUGAAGACAGUUGGAAAAUGGAGGUUUCCAAAGUAAGAACUGAACUGGGAAAUGAAGUUUUUGGGUGCUUGGUACACUUCAAUGUGAACUUCAUCUGCAAAAUUAUCUCUAGAAGUGCUGCUGCAAACUCUUGGGUCAAGACUCACUGUGUGCAUGUGUUUCUAGAUAUGUUUUUAUGAAAUGAAUUUAUCUGAUUUGUGAUCUUCUUAUAUGAGCAGCGUUGCUGCUAUCUUAGCCAGGUCCCCCCUGCAUAAAAAUCUAUAAUCUCAAGCAAAUAAACCUGGUUCAAUAAAGGACAUGAUAUUUUAACAGUAAUAAAUGUUUCCUUGCUCAGUCAAGAAAAAACUUUUAAAAGGUCCACUGGACUAUCUUGAGUUGGAGUUUUUUUAAAAUUUGACAGACAAGACUUCAAAAGACCCGGAUGUUAAUUUGUGUUGUUUCAUGGAUGGGUGUCCUUGCUAGAAUCCGGGACGGGAACAGCACUUCCUGUGCUGCAGCAACAGUCUUGGGAAAAGCUCACAGUUCCUCUGCAUCAUGGACAGGACGGCUGUGGUGCCGACCCGCAGGGGUUCCUCACUGCCGCAGUUCAACACCUCAACCUCCACCUUGGCCUUCGACCAACAUUUCACCACAAACGCCAAAGGAAUUCUGCUUCUGGCGGAGAUACUGAGUGGCAUGUUGGUCUGGAUCCUGAUUGGGGGCACUGAUUACUUCCACCUGUCAGCUCUUUGCUGGGUGAUGUUUGUGGCCAUCCUGCUUUGGAUAUUAACCAUAUGUCUGUUAGUGAUUUAUCUCACCAGAGCCCACAACAGGAUACCGCAGAUCCCCUGGACGACACUGUGCGGCUGCUCUGUAUCUGGUGACAGCUGUGGUAGAUGUUAUCACUGUGAACCAGGCCAUCAGGGGACGACACAACUACAAUUGUUGGGCAGCAUCAGCAUUCUUUGCAUUUCUGGCCACACUUUGCUAUGCAGGAAGUGGCUACCUAAGCUACCGUUUGUGGAAAACCAAAGAGGAAGAGCAGUAGCGCCUCUUCAGACUCUCAGACUUCCUUGUGCAUCAAUGUCAGUUAAAACAGGAGGGUCGGUUUAAUUAUCAACCAACGCUGUUGAUGCCAUAGUUGAAACAAUUCACCGAUGAACUAAAUAAAUGUGAAAAAACAACAAGAUUUGUGGAGGAAAACCUUAUUUUCAAUAUGUUCGCUGUUUUAUGUUUGACUUCAAAAUGUGUUGUUGUCCGAAAAAAAGCUUCCAUUUGUCUUAUGUGCACCUCUCACCAAGUGACCUUGUUAUAAUCUUGUUAUUGUGGAAAACAACUGUAUUUGAAGAUGACCAAAACACAAAAAUACCAACUUAAAAAAUAGGAACAUUUUUCAAUUAUGUUUCUUUUUUUAAAGAAGGUUGUACUUACUUACUUUUUUACUUUUAAGUUACUUUGUUAGCAUAUUUUUAUUACGAUCUCUCUUUGAGAAACAAUCCAUAUUUUACUUUUCACAAACAGCAUGAAGGCAGCAUAUUUUGUCUACACUUAAGAGUUCCCUGACAAUACUGUAGAUUUGAAUACAAGUGCAAUAAAUGAUGCAGAUGUUGAAAAUGA
Messenger RNA from Girardinichthys multiradiatus, 2400 nucleotides. RefSeq names its product CKLF-like MARVEL transmembrane domain containing 8b (gene cmtm8b). NCBI's taxonomy places the organism in Eukaryota, Metazoa, Chordata, Actinopteri, Cyprinodontiformes, Goodeidae. Gene Ontology annotation, cellular component: membrane. Gene Ontology annotation, biological process: myelination. Gene Ontology annotation, molecular function: structural constituent of myelin sheath. The coding region runs from base 1339 to 1896 and encodes 185 amino acids. The transcript has 4 exons. The record is from RefSeq and is a predicted model, not a curated record.